CUUCUUCUACGGUUACCUUACCGCAUCGUCUGAAAGUGUCCGCCUGCUGAGCGGGAGGAGAUGUGAAGCCUCAGGACGAACAGAAGAACUCUUUACAUGCAGUGAUCAGAGCUCCUGACGGUUCACACAUCUGAGAACAUUUAAAGACAUCACUCCAUCAAAGAGUCGUUCAGAGGAGUUCCACCCUGACCCUGCCUAAUCCCACAUCAGCUUCACUCUCCCUCAGUGAUGAACACUCUGUGUGAGCUCGUCUUUUAAACAAGUUUAAAUCACUGAUUUUUUAUCAACAACAGAAACAUCUCAACCUAAACCUCAGAGCUCAAACUUUACUUUCCUCUGGAUCAAACUGAACUCCAGGACUUUUCUCCUCCACAGAGAUCAGGGUGUCUCUACAGCACGUUCUGUCUCCACCCCUCCACCUUAUCAGCCCGCUGCAGAGACCUGCUGCUGCCUCCAUUCUGAUACCCCCAUCACAGCUGAUCACACCCCACAGAGUGUGAGCCAGCUGAUACUCAGAUCAUCACACACACACAGGAAGUGAAGACCUGACUUCAGAAACACGCCAUCUGAGCAGGACAGUAAAAAUGAAGAGCAGCGUUUCUCACUCACCGCCAACCAUAGCUGUUGGGACCGGGUGAGGAGGAGAGAAGAAGAGAACGACCGGAGGGACAAGAGAGAGAACGAGAGAGCAGAGAAUAAAGAUUUAAACAGUUGACCCAUGUCCCACCUGUUCACGUGGAAGAGGUGGAGCUUAUCACCUAUACAGCAGACAGUCAGCAGGGGGAGCUCUGCAUGUUUAGGCUUCACUUUUUAGGGAGCUGCCAGGUUUUUUCUGUGUCUGUGAGCUGGUCAGGUUUUCGCCCUCCCAGCAGCUUCCCCCGUUGAGCCUGCACGUUGAGGGGAGCCUCAGGUGAAGUUUCAUGGCAGCGGCUCUCUGAGGCUGCCAUGGCAGCUGCUGCCGCCGAUGCCUCACACCGUAUUACCGCACUGACGCCGGAGGAAGAGGGACGACGGACUGCCGCCAAACUGUUUGGGAACGUUGCCCCGCUGCCACGGACCGAGAGAGAGCGAGAAAGGGGGAAAGAGAGAGAGAGGGAGAGGGAGGAAGAAGAGCAAGGGAGAGAGAGUGGGAACGAGUGUCUGGUGUGCGGGGGUCUGUUCGCCUCACAGGAGAAGCUCCGGCUCCACGCUUUGAGUCACACAGGAGAGAAACCCUUCCACUGCUCCCAGCCGCACUGCCCCAAGGCCUUCAGCUCCAAGUACAAGCUGUUCAGGCAUAUGGCCACACACUCUCCACAGAAGACCCAUCAGUGCUCAUUCUGUGAGAAGAUGUUCCACCGCAAAGACCACCUGAAGAACCACCUGCAGACCCAUGACCCCAACAAAGAGGCCUUCAAGUGUGAGGAGUGUGGGAAGCACUACAACACCAAGCUGGGAUACAAGCGCCAUGUGGCCAUGCACUCUGCCACGGCUGGGGAUCUCACCUGCAAGGUGUGCAUGCAAACGUAUGAGAGCACGCCCGUUCUCCUGGAGCACCUCAAGAGCCACUCGGGGAAGUCCUCAGGAGGCGCCAAGGAGAAGAAACACCCAUGUGACCACUGUGACCGUCGCUUCUACACGAGGAAGGAUGUGAGACGCCACAUGGUCGUCCACACAGGUCGGAAGGACUUCCUGUGCCAGUACUGCGCCCAGCGCUUUGGCAGGAAGGACCACCUUACGCGUCAUGUGAAGAAGAGCCACUCCCAGGAGCUGCUGAAGAUCAAGACGGAGCCUCCGGACAUGUUGGGUCUGUUGGCUUCCGGGUCCCCACCCUGCUCGGUGAAGGAGGAGCUCAGCCCUAUGAUGUGUGGCAUGGGGCCCAACAAAGACCCCAUGAUGGGAAAACCCUUCCCGAGUGGGCCCCCCUUCUCCAUGGGCAUGUACAACCCCCACCACCUCCAGGCCAUGUCCAACUCAGGGGUGGGUCAUCCCCACCCGUCCCUGAUGCCCCCCUCCCUGUCUGCAGCCAUGGGCAUGAGUUGCCACAUGGAGUCUCCUGGUUCCCUUCACCCACACUCCCUGCACCACCACCAUCAUCACCACCAUCACCACCACCACCAUUCCCCCCCGCUGCCCCCCCACCACCAGUCCCCGGCUCCCCAGCAGCAGCACCAGCCCCAGCAGGCCCCCAAGUACCAGCUGGGAUCUACCUCAUACCUGCUGGACAAGCCUCUGAAAGUGGAGAUGGAGAGCUUCCUCAUGGAUCUGCAGAGUGGCUCGCCGGGCCCCGUUCCCUCUGCAGACCCUCACGCUGCUGCCUCGUCCCCCAAGGAUGGACUGGAGCCCUCCGCGGGCCUGGCGGAUGAGCUGUGCGGGGACCACCUCCUGUCCAAGAGCCCUGCGGUGAUCGCUGAGUCUCUGUGUGCUGCUAACAUGGACCUCUCCCACCUGCUGGGCUUCCUGCCCCUCAACCUGCCCCCAUACAGCGCCCCCAUGAGUACAGGAGGCCUGGUGAUGGGCUACACCUCAUCUGCAACCUCCUCCUCAUCAUCUAUCUCCUCUUCCUCAUCUCUGCAUGCUGCAGAGCCACACGCUGCUGCAGUUGCCGCGGCAGCAGCCGCUGUCGCAACGGCACCUCUUACCUCUUUGCAACCGCAACCUCAGGAGCUGCAGAGCUCCAGUGGGGGUCUGAACCUCGGACCCCUGCACCCACUCCCAUCAGUGUUCAGCUCCAGCCUCAGCACCACCACGCUGCCUCGCUUCCACCAGGCCUUCCAGUGAGAGCGCCGGACCCUGGCCCCGCACCCUUUGCCUGCCUAUUGCCCCCGCCCCCUGGUCUCGGCUGUGCGGGGUCGUGUUGGUCGUGGUUAGUUCAGGGCCUGAUGAGAGAAGUUCUGAUAGAGAAAGAAUGAACAGUGGGAAGCCUUAAAUGAAAGCGCACAAAAGCUUUUGAUUGAGCCUGACAGGAAGUCUAACCCUUUCAACAUAAAAGAGAAAGGUGAGGAAAGUGUUGAAGCAGCUUUUAUUUGGGCUUUUAUUUUUCCUAUCCUUUAGUUAUAACCUCGUAUUAACCCUUUAUUUUUAUUACCAUUUACUCCCCUUUACUCCCGCCCAUGUUAGUAGACUAGAGGGCAGCAUCAGUAGGCCAAAAGGUGUGGUACUGCAAACUUUCUAAAGUAAUAAUAUGAAAUAAUCAAAGAUCAUUUUAGUGAAGAUUAUCUGUCUUGUUGUGACCCAGAAAAAAAGAUUUAGUUUGAAGUGAUAUUUUGUUUUUCUUAUUUUACCUUUCCGAUGUAAAAAUCCUGACGUGUCUCAUCCCGAGUGUAAACCUGUCAGAGCGCUCAGAACGGAGGAGGGGAAGAACAGAUCUUUACCUCCUCCUCUGGAAAGCUUCACUAGAGCCAAACUAAAAGAGCCCGGCCUGUAAGAGAAGUGCUCUGCUCUUAUUCUCCAGAUCACUGACGAGCUUGUAGAGUACACCCACACACAGACACACACACAGAGGUGUGUGUGAUCAUUUUAUCUUCCUCCAGAGAAGCACUUUUUUUUAGCAGAAGGCACUUCACCUCGUCAGGAAACCUUUGUCUCCUUCCUCCUCACUUCUUGAGACAAAGUCUUCCUCCUCAUGCCCCUCCUCCUCCUUGUCCUCUCUAUCCUCCUCCUCCUCCUCCUCCUCCUCCUCCUCCUCCACCUCCUCCUCCUCCUUGUCCUCUCUAUCCUCCUCCUCCUCCUCCUCCUCCUAUUAGCCUUUGAACUCAGCUCAGUCUUUAGAAGAGAGCCCUGACAGAUGUGAAGGUGUCAGACAGGUGAGGACAGGUGUGUGUAUUGCAGUGUCUGAAUCUCUCAGUUGAAUAUAACAGUGUCUUUGAUCUCAGUCAGGUGUGUUCAGGUAUUACAGGUGUUGAUGUCUGACAGGUUUACAUCGUCUCUCUGAUCAGAUUUAUGUGUCCGUCAUUUAGCUUCAGUUCUUCAGAGGGAUCUGAGGAGGCAGGUAGUGAUCAAUAAUCAGGUAAAUCCGGUAGACUGUGUCCAUGAUGACAUCGAUGGCCUCAGUGUGUGUGUGUGUGUGUGUGUGUGUGUGUGUGUGUGUGUGUGUGUGUGUGUGUGUGUGUGUGUGUGUGUGUGUGUGUGUGUGUGUGUGUGUGUGUGUGUGUGUGUGUGUGUUCACUCCCAGCUCCGUGGGAUUAGAUCUUUUAUUAACUUUGCACCAGCAGCCUUCAAACCUGAGCCCAAAGUGACCUGCCUCAGAGUCAGUCUGACCUGACUUCUUCAGAAAGAGGGCGGAGCCUCUGCAUCACCUUUGACACCUCUAUCCUCCCCGGCCUCAGACGACCCGCCGCCCCCAUGACACGUUCAAGAGAGAUUAAAAAAACCCAGAUCAUUAAGAAAACAUGGGACACACAACGCUGCUCUGAGCUACGGAUCCCAGCGACGACUGAGGACCAAUCACAGCUCAUUUUACUGAAACCAGGAAGAGCUGAGAGCUGCACAGAACCACAGAGCUCCUCAGACCUCACACAGAUACUCCUCCUACAAAUGAUCCUCCUCCUCUUCCUCUUUCUCUUCCUCCUCCCUCUCUUCCUCCUCCUCUUCCUCUUCCUCCUCCCUCUCUUCCUCCUCCUCUUCCUCCCUCUCUUCCCCCUCCUCCUCCUUCUCCUCCUCCCUCCCCUCAUCUUCCCCCUCUUUCUCUUCUCAGCUGCUUGUAGAGUCAGAGGACAGUUUUCUGGACACUCCUCGUCUUUGACAUUCAAAGUUCGAGACCUCGUGACUGACUUGGACUCGUUGUUGCUCCUCGUCGUUGUUGUUAGUUUGUUUGUUUGUUUGUUUGUCGUAUGAUAUGAAUUUAUUUUCUGUUUGUUUAAAACAGGACCUCGAAAAACAACACAACACAUCACCUCAUUUUAUUUGUUUAUUUCUUACCAAACCUGGGGAGAAGAAACUUCAGUUUGCACAAUAGCUUGUUACAAAGUGCUAAGUAUUGAUUACUGAUGAUUGAUUGAUUGUUGGUGUGGGACUGAACCCUCUCAGCAGCACUGAUCGAACCUCCCACAGUCUCUGUGUUUGACCUGACUCGUCGUCGAUGGCGAGCUUUAAACAGAUCAAAGCUUUGAUCUAAAUAAUUAGCUGUUAGCACCUUUUUGAGAAUGAUAUGAACUCUAAAUUUGAAUCUGAUCUUUGUGAAGCCUUCAUUAAAGAGCUUUUUAAAAAACUCUUUCUGGCUGAAGCCAAAUUUGUAGCACUCAAAAGAUUGUCUGUUUGGUUCUGACAGAAGCUGUUGGCAUGUUCUCAGUUUGUCCUCCCUGGGUUUCUGUGAGCUAAUCUGAAUUCUAGCACUUUCAACCUUUAAAAAAAAGAGUAUUUUUUUCUUUAAAUUUCAGCUUAUAUGUUCAUAUGUUUAAUUUUGUAUUGAUCCUGUAUAUGUACGUGCCAUUAGUCUGAUGUGUAGACUUUGUGUAUUUCUCUUCUCCAAAAGAGUAACAGUAUUUUUAUAGAUUUCACUAAUAUCCCUGGACGUACCGCCCCUCCUUUAAAGACCUUUGUGUUUUGGUAACCAGCUUUGCUUCUCUAAAUUUAUCCAAUCACACUGCAGCCGAGCGCGGAAGAGCGCAGCAGAAACAACACGUGAUGUUCAGAGGACCGUUUUCAGCUCAGAGACAAAGCCACAGAGCAACCACAGCCCGCCCACCAAACGCUGUUGCAACCCAACGAGCUGCAGACGUUUACAGAGCAACAAAACGACCCCAAAGGAAAGCACUUAGAGCUCACAGCAGAGCAAGCCACAGGCCGAGAGGCCGGCUAUAAAUCACACAGAUCAGACUGAAAGAAACCUGUGAGUCCACCACCAGGUCAGACCAGGUGGAGGAGAAGUCACAGGAAACUUUCAACCUUUAAAGGAGACAUGAUCUGUUCCUCUCUAAUCCUUAGAGAGCACAUAUCUGCUGAAGACAAACUCAAAGUUAGAGUCAGAUUAAAUAAACUCUUCAGAGCAAACAGGACUAAUCCUCAGAAACAGCAACUGAAUGUCAGGAGGAUUUCUGGAUGAACGAUUAGAGAAAUAAACUCUAAAAGAGAAACUCAUCCUAGAAUCAAACCGUGAGCCGCAGCUCUAACAGAUUGUUUUUAGUCUAAAGAUUCAGAUUACCCCCUCUGGGGGGGGGGGGGGGGGGGGUCUGUUUAAAUUCACUUCCUGUUUAUUAAACUUUCAACCCCCCCACCACCCUCCUCUGAGCAGAAAACCUGCUUUCACCUCCUCAGGUGUUUAUUUACACUUGUUAUUCAAACUUUACUGAAUCAAAAUCACCCUGACCCUCCUUCCCUGGCCCUUUGUCCCGUGACCUCUGAGUGCUGUUGUUGUCGCUGCUCCUCAGCUUGGCUGCAGCUCCGUUACCUCGAGCUGCACCUCCUCAGGACGCUCUCCUCCUCACCUCCUCGUCUCCUGCAGGAGAUGCAGAGCUCAAACGUUUGAAGGGAAUCGUAGAUGAACCCUGAGACUGAAGAAGUCCAUCGCCCUGGUUUCUUCGUCUUUAGUGAAGCUCGGGUUAUGUCUGCUGCAGACGACAUCCACGUGUAGAUCGAUUUAUUUCUAGCUUAUCGUAAGUCGUGCAUUCCAACCUCUUUGUGUUUCUCCGUAGACAUCGCCCUCUUAGUUUGGAUGGCCUCUGGAAGAAAAGGUGAACAGAUUAUUCUCGUACACUAGUUUCUCUAGACUUUUUGGACAACAGGGAGAAUAUCAUUAAAGACCAGCUUCAGAGAGAGACACAGACUAGCUCUUUUGUUACAUAUCUCACAUGCAAUCAGUCGCUGCGAUGUGAAAGUGACAGAUCUGUAUAUUGGUUGAUCCAAAGAGAUGAUGAACACAACAACAGAACUAUGACUUAUUGUACAGUACCGUGUAUCUUUGAGAUGUCAUGUGUUAUGUUGAAAUGAUUAAAAGACAAACCAGCGGUUUCAUACUC
This is a messenger RNA of Notolabrus celidotus (New Zealand spotty), 6935 nucleotides long. It is a transcript of the gene plagl2, whose product is annotated as pleiomorphic adenoma gene-like 2. Gene Ontology annotation, molecular function: DNA-binding transcription factor activity, RNA polymerase II-specific; RNA polymerase II transcription regulatory region sequence-specific DNA binding. The transcript has 8 exons. NCBI's taxonomy places the organism in Eukaryota, Metazoa, Chordata, Actinopteri, Labriformes, Labridae. Gene Ontology annotation, cellular component: nucleus. The coding region runs from base 946 to 2760 and encodes 604 amino acids. Gene Ontology annotation, biological process: regulation of transcription by RNA polymerase II. The record is from RefSeq and is a predicted model, not a curated record.